ACAAACGCAUCCUCAACCCUUCUCGGCUUCUCGCUGCUCUUUCCCUCGCCCCGCUUUAGCUCUCGCGCUAGUUUCCACAUUCGCUCGGCGGACCAUCCCUCUAGGGUUUCGGAGGCAGGGAUUGAAUCAGUGAUCGGAAAUCUUCUGGCGGUGUUCGAACUGCUGAGGUGAGUUGUAAACGAGGUUGUGUGUUGUGUUUUGUAGUUUAAGAUGGUGGGAAGCAUUGAAGACGCGAAACCCAUUUCUGCUUCUCCAGUGCCAAUUGCCUCCUCUCUUGUGGGGCAAAAUGAAAGUAAAGAGAGCACAAUUGGUGGUCGCAGAAAGAGAGGGCGGCCAAAGAAGCAGGCUGCUCCUCCGGUUGUGUCACAGAAGGCAACCAAAAGAGAUGAGAAUUUAUGUAAUGAUGUAAACAUGAGUGAUGGUGGAAAUGUGGAAACCUUAGUUCCUCAUCAUGUCGAUGAGAGUUCUAUUGCUGGUCGCAGAAAGGCACUUGGUCGAUCAAGGAAGAGAGCAGCAGAUGCCAUAAAGGAUCAAGUGGAACUAUGUUCAGCUAUUCCCUUAGCCUCCUUGAAUCCUGUAUCUGAAAACUGUGGGACCUCAGAUAUCACAGGAGUGAAGGAUAAUUUUGUCAAAGAAGGCAACUCAGAUGGUCAUUGUCGUAAUUCUGUGAGUAGACCUAGGAAGCAAGACAUUGUGAAGUGUGAUCAAAACGACCAUUUGAGUGGUGCUGCUACAAAGGAUGGAGAGCCUGAUGAUGCUGAAGCUAAGAGUGAUCACAUGAAGGUGAAGGAUACUUUGAGGUUGUUCAAUAAGCAUUAUCUCCAUUUUGUUCAGGAGGAAGAGAGGCGAUACAAGGAGGUGGAGGCAACACUUUCAAAAGCUUCAAAUGCUGUGAAAGUAAAGCCAAAAGGGGAAAACAAGAAAGUUGUAAAUGCCAGCCCCAAGGCUUCUAAGUCAUCUAAAGCACAAAAAUCUAAGGCAGAGGAUGGUAAUGAGGAAAUUGUGAAACGAGCUUCAAAACGACCAGAUCUUAAGGCAAUUUCAAAGAUGAUUGAGGAUCAAACAGUUCUUAACCAUCAAAAGAGGAUUGGUUCUAUCCCUGGUGUUGAUGUUGGACAGCAAUUCUUUUCACGGGCUGAAAUGGUUGUCUUAGGGUUACAUGGUCAUUGGCUCAAUGGAAUAGAUUAUAUGGGCCAAGGUUACAGCAAAUUGGAGAUGUACAAGCACCUCACCUUCCCAGUUGCUGUAUGCAUUGUUUUGUCUGGGAUGUAUGAGGAUGACACUGACAAUGCAGAUGAGGUUGUUUAUACUGGACAGGGUGGGCAUGAUUUGCUUGGCAGCAAGCAUCAAAUAAGCGACCAGAAGAUGGCUCGUGGUAAUCUGGCAUUGAAGAACAAUGCAGAUACUGGAGUGCCGGUUAGAGUUGUUCGUGGACAUGAAUCUACAAAUAGUUAUUGUGGGAAAGUUUAUACAUAUGAUGGUCUAUACCAGGUUAUUAAGUGGUGGGGAGAGAAAGGUGUCUCGGGAUUCACUGUAUUCAAAUAUAAAUUGAGGCGGCUUGAUGGUCAACCUAAUUUAACCACCAAACAGGUUCAUUUUGCUAGAGCUCAGGCACCGCGAUCCAUUUCAGAAUUACGUGGGUUGGUUUCUGAAGAUAUUAGUGAUGGCCAGGAAAAUUUACCGAUCCCUGCUACCAAUGAGGUGGAUGAUCCUCCUUUUGCUCCUAAAGGCUUUGUGUACAGUAAAGCAAUGCGGACAGCUAAAGAUUUGAAGAUCCCUUCAGAUGCUGUUGGCUGCGACUGUGUUGGUGACUGUGUUGAUCUACGGAAAUGUGCCUGUGCUGGUUUGAAUGGUUUUGAUUUUCCAUAUGUUCGGAAAGAUGGUGGCAGGUUGGUGGAGGCCAAAGAUGUUGUAUUUGAAUGUGGUCCGAACUGUAGUUGCAAUUGUAGCUGUGUAAACAGAAUAUCUCAGCGGGGGCUGAAGUAUCGUUUGGAGGUAUAUCGAACACCAAAGAAGGGCUGGGCUGUUAGAUCUUGGGAUACCAUACCUUCUGGCGCACCUGUAUGUGAGUACAUAGGUGUACUUGAAAGGAGUGAUGAAGUGGACAGUGUUUCUGAAAACAGUUACAUUUUCGACAUAGAUUGCUUACAAACAAUGAAAGGCCUUGACGGCAGAGAGAGACGUCGUGGAGCCUUGGCUUCGCUCUCAAACAUUGAUGAUAAGCAGUCAGAUGUCCCAGAAUACUGUAUUAAUGCAGGCUCAGUGGGUAAUGUUGCUAGGUUUAUUAACCAUAGUUGCGAGCCAAACCUCUUCGUUCAGUGUGUUUUGAGCUCACAUCAUGACUUCAAAAUGGCGAGGGUGGUGUUGUUUGCUGCAGAUACAAUACCUCCCUUGCAGGAGCUCACAUACGAUUAUGGCUAUGCAUUGGACAGUGUUGUAGGACCAGAUGGAAAAGUUAAAACUCUUAACUGCUAUUGUGGGGCGACAGGAUGCAAGAAAAGAUUAUACUGAUUGUCAAAUUUGAUGAUUGGUGUAUUUUAAUUUGUUCAGAUGGGAUGGGGCAAUUGUUAUAGUUGUAAUUUUUCUUUGAAUAGAGACGGUUAAAGUUCUCCCCUGGCAUUUUAGCAAACAUGUAAUGUUUGGUUUUGUCAUAAGAGUGUUGUUUACUAAAUGUAUGUAAAAAUAUGAACUAGAUUUAGUUUACUAAAUCUAAAUUUUGUUUUUUUUGUUUUUUUAAAGAGAUACUCAACUGAUGUCAGAUGACUAUCUUUUUAAAACUGAAUGCUAUGACAAUGUGCCUUGUCAUUUUGUUU
Dioscorea cayenensis subsp. rotundata (Guinea yam) is the source of this 2813-nucleotide messenger RNA. Its product is annotated as histone-lysine N-methyltransferase, H3 lysine-9 specific SUVH4. The transcript is spliced from 17 exons. Gene Ontology annotation, molecular function: protein binding; zinc ion binding; histone methyltransferase activity. Gene Ontology annotation, cellular component: nucleus. NCBI's taxonomy places the organism in Eukaryota, Viridiplantae, Streptophyta, Magnoliopsida, Dioscoreales, Dioscoreaceae. The record is from RefSeq and is a predicted model, not a curated record. The coding region runs from base 211 to 2511 and encodes 766 amino acids.